Messenger RNA from Capsicum annuum, 339 nucleotides. RefSeq lists its product as uncharacterized. The record is from RefSeq and is a predicted model, not a curated record. Lineage: Eukaryota; Viridiplantae; Streptophyta; Magnoliopsida; Solanales; Solanaceae. The transcript is spliced from 3 exons. Bases 1 to 339 code for a protein of 112 amino acids.
AUGUCACUAAAGAACAACAAGAGGGAAGAAUACGACAAGAUAUCAACUUGUGAAACCAAAAAAGAAAUAUGGGAUGAAUUGGAGAUAACUUAUGAAGGAACCAACAAGGUCAAGAAGUCAAAAACUGUUGCUCUGGUCAAUGAAUACGAGUCAUUCAAAAUGGAAGAAAAUGAGGACAUUGAAACAAUGUUUCACAAUGAUGAAAUGAAGAAACCAGUAUCCUUCAAUGCUGCUCCAACCAAAGAUAAGGAUAUUCUCGAAGAUGUUGAUAGAGAAGGAAUGGCUCUCAUGAACUAUGGGGUAAGGCAGAUCAUAAGACAGAUGCAGCAAAGAUCCUAA